Cadophora gregata is the source of this 513-nucleotide messenger RNA. RefSeq lists its product as uncharacterized. The coding region runs from base 1 to 513 and encodes 170 amino acids. Gene Ontology annotation, biological process: transmembrane transport; carbohydrate transport. Gene Ontology annotation, cellular component: membrane. The transcript has a single exon. NCBI's taxonomy places the organism in Eukaryota, Fungi, Ascomycota, Leotiomycetes, Helotiales, Ploettnerulaceae. The record is from RefSeq and is a predicted model, not a curated record. Gene Ontology annotation, molecular function: carbohydrate:proton symporter activity.
AUGACCAUGGCUUCAGUCGUCGCUGCCACACUCCCUGCUCGUGCUGAGGCACCCAUCACAUUCAAAUGUGUUUUGUUAUGCAGUUUCGCAGCCUUUGGCGGUAUCCUGUUCGGCUACGACUCGGGUUACAUCAACGGCAUCCUGGCCAUGAACAAGUUUCACCAUGAUUUCGGCGUUCCCUCCUCUGACGCCAACGCCUUCGGAGGGCACCUCCUGCCCUCCUGGCAAAAAUCCUUAAUGACUUCUAUCCUCUCACUUGGCACUUUCCUUGGUGCCUUGCUCACCGGAUGGGCUGCUGAUCGCUGGGGUCGCAAGAAUACGAAUAUCGUGGGUUGUGCUAUCUACAUUGUUGGUGUUGUUCUUCAGGUUGUGACAGACGGGAAUUUUGCCUGUCUUACGUCUGGAAGAGCUAUUGCUGGCCUGGGUGUGGGAUUCGUGUCGGCUUGUGUUAUUAUGUAUGUUAGUGAGAUCACGCCCAAGAGCAUCAGAGGCCGGGUUGUUGGUGGAUAUUAG